This is a messenger RNA of Vitis riparia (riverbank grape), 777 nucleotides long. Its product is annotated as anti-sigma-I factor RsgI2-like. The transcript is spliced from 2 exons. Lineage: Eukaryota; Viridiplantae; Streptophyta; Magnoliopsida; Vitales; Vitaceae. The record is from RefSeq and is a predicted model, not a curated record. The coding region runs from base 1 to 777 and encodes 258 amino acids.
AUGGAUAUGGCAAUCCUAGACUCAGGUGGAGGAGAAGGCUUUGAUGUAGAUGGUAUAACAGGCGGAGUCUUUGGUGUAGUAGGAAGAGCAGAGGGUGUAACCUCUAGUAUAGGCUCUAUAAAGGGCACUGUAGGGGUAGGUGCUCUCAUGUCAACUGGUAUCUCAACUGGUUGUGGCUCCUCUGGUUGCUCUGGAUAUGGAAUCUCUGGAUGCUUUGGUCCAGUUGGGGCUUCUGGCUCUGCACCAUAUGCUAUCAUACUCGUCCAUUUGUCGAGAGUGAAUAUCUCUCAGCAAAUGCAGACCGACGCCGCUAGCACCUCCGAUUCUCCCCUCCGUUCAUCGCCGCCGUCCCAGCCUCGUCAGUUCGCAUGGCACGAACAGGGGCGCGAAGUCUUCUUCCCCUUCCACCCGAAAAGAACGCCGCGCGAGGUACCAGUGCAAGCUUCAGCUUCUGAGCCGCCGCGGCCAGAAACCAUUCCGCCGCCGGCAAAACCUUCGCCAAAGAAGCGCCAGGCCAAGCUGGCAUUGCAAACGCCUCCGGUGAGGCGUUACCUUACCAGGUCAGGGGGUCGGCCCCUCCAAAAGCGAGCUAGGGUGGAAAGCUCGGAGCCUAUCGAUUUAACAGGGCAAUCCCCUGUUUCGUCCCCUGUUGCGUCCCCUGCCCCAUCUCCAAUUCCAUCCCCGGUGCCAUCUCCGGCACCGCCUGCGAAGCUUCCAGCAAUCCAACCGCCGCCUGCUGAGCCCCAAAUCUAUCCGAACCAGCUUCGGAAGCGAUAA